Molecule: messenger RNA, 609 nt
Organism: Anneissia japonica
Lineage: Eukaryota; Metazoa; Echinodermata; Crinoidea; Comatulida; Comatulidae
Product: complement C1q tumor necrosis factor-related protein 3-like
Exons: 1
Molecular function (GO): protein binding
Source: RefSeq, a predicted model, not a curated record
UCAGGGUUUGGUGCACCUGGAGCACCUGGUAGUAAAGGUGCAACAGGAGCUAGAGGACAAAAGGGAGAUCCUGGAAAUGAGGGUGUAAAAGGUGACAAAGGAAGCGAAGGAUCUCAAGGUAAACAAGGUCCACUUGGACGAACAGGACCGCUGGGGGCUAAAGGAAACAACGGAUCACAAGGAGAAAAGGGCGAGCCAGGAUUGAAUGCCUCACAAUCACGUAAAUCUGCAUUUACUGCAUUGCGCACAACCAAUGUACUAACUUCAGAAUCGAGCAUCCCAUUCACACUGAUGGAGAUUAAUAUCGGAAAUGACUUUGACAAAAAUACAGGAAAAUUUACGUGUAGAAUUUCUGGCGUGUAUUUCUUCAUGUUUAGUGUUCGGUCUCUCACUUCUUUUAACCCCUAUGUGAAAAUGAUGUUAAACGGUCGUGUAAUCACAACUGCGCAUAACAGUGACUCCAAUCCUUAUGAUCAGAUAAGCUCUGGCGCAACAGUUGAACUGAAUGUCGGUGAUCAAAUUUGGUUGACGAACGAACAAGCAAAACUCGGUGGUAAUUCCAGGCAUCCUUUUACAUUCACUGGCUUCAUGUUAUACGAUAUGGACUAG